Messenger RNA from Trypanosoma grayi, 2085 nucleotides. Its product is annotated as putative MCAK-like kinesin. The coding region runs from base 1 to 2085 and encodes 694 amino acids. Gene Ontology annotation, biological process: microtubule-based movement. Gene Ontology annotation, molecular function: ATP binding; microtubule motor activity; microtubule binding. The transcript has a single exon. NCBI's taxonomy places the organism in Eukaryota, Euglenozoa, Kinetoplastea, Trypanosomatida, Trypanosomatidae. The record is from RefSeq and is a predicted model, not a curated record.
AUGUCAUCAUGGGAGCUGCAGCUUUUAGAGGUGCUUGAGCAGUUCUCCCUUGGGCACCUGCUGGGCCGCUUCAUGGACGCUGGUAUGUCGUGUGACGACUUCCUGUCGCUGCACCUUGACCAGUACAGCAGCUGCGGCGUCACAGACGACGAGGAGAAGAUCAACCUCUACCAGGCGAUACAGCACAUGCGGCGUGAGAUGCAGUAUCAUAAGCCGUCGCUCCGAGAGGACUCGCCGCUGCUGCUGUCGACAACGACAACAGCGGCCGACACGACAGCAGCAGCGGCAGCGGCGGCGGCGGCGGGAGGGGACGUGGAGGAGCUCUCCGAUGGGAAGGAUAGCAAGGAGCAGCACUACACAGCACGUGGUACGACGGUGCUGAUGCAGUCCGCCGACAGCCGCGAGAUUAAGCGGCGGAAGAGCCGCAUCGUCGUGGCGGUGCGGAAGCGGCCGCUCAGUCUCACGGAGGCGCAGCGCGGCUUCGCAGACGUUAUGACGACCAACGACUGUGACGAGCUCGUGCUGGCGGAGCCGCGGCAGAAAGUGGAUCUCACCAAGUACACCCAUACGCAUCGCUUCUUCUUUGAUGAAGUCUUCGCGGAGACAAGCAACAACGCCGAUGUAUACCGACGCACAGCAGCUGCGUUGAUUGAGACUGUGUUCGAGGGUGGCUGUGCCACCUGCUUCGCGUAUGGGCAGACGGGGAGCGGCAAGACGCACACCAUGUUGGGUAGCGGCAACGAGCCCGGCAUCUACGCCCUCGCCGCGGAGGACAUGUUUGCACGCAUUAAUAGCGACAAGGACCUCUACGUGUCCUUCUACGAGAUCUACAGUGGGAAGCUGUACGACCUGCUCAACGGCCGGCAGUCGCUGCGCUGCAUGGAGGACGGCAAACAGAACGUCAACAUCUGCGGCUUAACGGAGCACCGUCAGCGGGAUGUGCGCAGCAUCAUGCAACUGAUUGAGGACGGUAACCGCAUCCGUAGCAGCGGCACGACCGGCGCGAACGACACGAGUUCGCGCUCUCACGCCAUACUUGAGAUCAAGGUGCGCACGCGUGAGGAGAAGAAGUUGAUUGGCAAGUUCACCUUCAUUGAUCUUGCUGGAAGCGAGCGGGGUGCCGACACCAUGGACUGCGACCGUCAGACGCGUAUUGAGGGGGCGCAGAUCAACAAGAGUCUGCUGGCGCUGAAGGAGUGCAUCCGCUCGCUCGAUCUUAACCGCCGUCAUGUGCCUUUCCGUGGCUCCAAGCUGACGGAGGUGCUGCGCGACUCGUUUGUGGGCAACUGCCGCACCGUAAUGAUUGGCGCGGUGUCGCCGUCGAGCAACAACUGCGAGCAUACGCUCAACACACUGCGCUACGCGGACCGGGUGAAGGAGCUCAAGAAGAGCCACGGCGAGCGGCGGCCCAUUGAAGAGAAUGAACAGUCAGAGUUCCUCUUCGAAAAGCGGCCGCCAAUGCCGUCCGCGCGACCCUCCGUGUGCGGCCGCCUCUCCGCGCCGCCACUCAGUUCUGUGAACAUCCAGAGCGCAUUCGGCGACAUCAACAAGACCAACAACAGCAGCAGCAGCAGCAGCAACCACAACAACAGCAAUCAGAACAAGAAGUCAAAUGGAAAGGGUGCGGCGGCAGCGGCGGGUGGGCGGCGUUCGGGCAUGAUCCGAUCGAGCGGGGUGUUCACCACCAAGGCCCCGGAGUGCCCGAGCACCGAGAGCAGCAACUACAAGCGGUCCCGCGAGAACGACGAGCAGCGGGAGGAGCCGGCGCGCAAGAGCGUCGACCUCGACCUCGGUGUUCGCUACGACAAGGUAGUCGAUGAAAUUGUCAAGCUUGAGCACGCGUGUGUGCAGGCGCACCGCCAGUAUCUUGACGAAGAUAUGAGUCUCAUUAAGGAGGAGUUCUCGCAGAUAAUGGCAGUGGAAAUGCCCAACUCUAACAUUGAGACGUACGCAAACACUGUUCUCGGCCUUCUCUCAGGGAAGCUGAAGGCUAUUCAUCACUUUCAAGGACAGAUGCUGCGUUUGCGAAGUCUGCUAGACGAAGAGGAGGCUCUUUCUCGCCAUCUCGAAGAGGCUGGGAAGUAG